Plasmodium yoelii is the source of this 1095-nucleotide messenger RNA. Its product is annotated as U1 small nuclear ribonucleoprotein 70 kDa. Gene Ontology annotation, cellular component: precatalytic spliceosome; U1 snRNP; U2-type prespliceosome. The record is from RefSeq and is a predicted model, not a curated record. NCBI's taxonomy places the organism in Eukaryota, Apicomplexa, Aconoidasida, Haemosporida, Plasmodiidae. Gene Ontology annotation, molecular function: mRNA binding; U1 snRNA binding. Bases 1 to 1095 code for a protein of 364 amino acids. The transcript has a single exon. Gene Ontology annotation, biological process: mRNA splicing, via spliceosome.
AUGUCUGCCAUUGGUUUGCCUCCUCACAUUUUAAUUUUAUUUCAAUCAAGACCAUUACUAGACUUUUAUAAACCAAUUAAAAAAAAAAAGCCAAAAGAAUAUACUGGAAUAAGCGAAUUUUUAAAUUAUUUUGAAGAUGGAAAACCACCACCCAAAAUAAAAUUAGAGAGUCCAAAAGAAAGAAAAGAAAGAAAAAAAAAAGAAAAAAUAGCUUAUAAUGAAUUAAUUUUAAAAGAAAAAAAAAAAGAAUAUGAUCCAUUUAAAAAUAAUGAUAUAUCUAGUGACCCUAAAAAAACUUUAUUUAUUGGUAGAUUAUCAUAUGAAGUAAAUGAAAAAAAAUUAAAAAAAGAAUUUGAAACAUAUGGAAAAAUAAAAUAUGUUAAGGUCAUAUAUGAUCAGGAUAAAAAACCACGAGGUUAUGCUUUCAUAGAAUUUGAGCAUACAAAAAGUGUAACAGAUGCUUAUAAUUUAGCAGAUGGAAAAAAAAUUGAAAAUAGAAGAAUAUUAGUAGAUAUGGAAAGAGCAAGAACAGUUAAAAAUUGGGUACCUAGAAGAUUAGGAGGGGGAAAAGGUCCUUCUAGGGGUUCAGAUGAAAGAAAAAAAUUGACACAUAGUGUUAAUUGGAAUGCUUUAAUUAAUAAAGAUAAGUAUAGAGAUGACAAAAGAAAAAAUGAUGAUCCAUAUAAACAUAUUCCACUGUAUAGUGAAAGAAAUGAUGAUGGCCCAUAUGGAAAUAGUAGUUCUAGAGAUCAUAAAUCACAUAGAGGUAGCGAAAGAAAUUCCAAAAGGGAUAGAAAUCAUAGAAGUCGUCGAAGCGAUUCUCGUGAUAGACACCGUCAUAAGUAUCGUAAAAGAGAACAUAGUAGAAAUCGAAGUAGAGACAGAGAUAGAGGCAGAGAUGGAGAUAGAGACCGAGAUAGAGACCGUGAUAGAGAUAGAAAUAGAGAUAGAGAUAGAAAUAGAGAUAGGGAUAGAAAUAGAAAUCGAGAUAUGUAUAAUAAUACUUAUUAUGAUAAGGAAGAAAUGUCCAAAAAUAAUAUGUAUAGCCAGGAAAAUGGAGAAUAUAGUAAUGAUCAUAAUGAAGGGUAUGAAUAA